Messenger RNA from Haliotis rufescens (red abalone), 1694 nucleotides. Its product is annotated as caspase-3-like. Gene Ontology annotation, molecular function: cysteine-type endopeptidase activity; protein binding. Bases 310 to 1635 code for a protein of 441 amino acids. Lineage: Eukaryota; Metazoa; Mollusca; Gastropoda; Lepetellida; Haliotidae. The record is from RefSeq and is a predicted model, not a curated record. Gene Ontology annotation, biological process: proteolysis; regulation of apoptotic process. The transcript has 8 exons.
AGACGGGGACCAGCUUAGCGAGCGGGCAUGACGGGAAAAACCCACAUUGCUAAAAAUAGACCUCGACUUCUCAGAAAAUGAAGAGGUGGAUUUCCUGCUUUCGUUAUAAACACCACACAUCUACAGUGUUAGGACAGACCACAGUCGGAGAAGAAGCUGGUUGUCUACAGGUUGUCUACAGGUUGUCUACAUACACACCAUGAUUUAGUGGACAUGGAAUUCAAAGCAAAAUGUUCAGGUCAUAGACCAAAGUGAAGCUCCAAGACAGACAACAAUUAACACAAGGCAGACCAGAAUUACAGGGAAGAAAUGUCAGUCAAGGACAGAAACAAAUUCCGACAGAACUUGCUGUCAAUUUCUGAGGGUUUGACUGACGACGAUGUGACUCACAUGAAAAGUUUGUGUUCAGAUGUCAUCAGUAGAAAAGAAGCGGAUAAAAUAUCCAGUGGAUUUGAGUUGUUUGAACUGUUGGAGUCCAAAGGGAGGCUGAGUGUUGAUUAUGUGUGCUAUCUGGCUGAUCUUCUCAAGUGUGUUGGUCAGAUUUGUUUGUUGAAAUACAUCAAUCUCGGUGAUAUGACUUUGGGCACGGGGAGGUGUCAGAUAAACACUUUCAGAUUAUAUUUGACCAAACUUGGAAUGGAGAUUGAUGACAUUGAAUUUGAGGCCUUGAAAAAAGCUUGCAACUGCAACAAAGAAGAGAUAACUCAUUUCUACCAGCUGAUGACCUUCCUAGAGAAUCAGAAGAAGAUAACGGCACGUGACAUGAGCUUCUUGGAGGAUGUGUUCAAGAAGGCCAAGCUUCAGGGGGAUAUUCCAUCCAUUCUACAGUCAUUCAAACGCCAAUUAGCAUAUGAAGCUGACCAAUACAGAAUUACUUCAGAUCCUAAAGGAAUAUGUGUCAUUAUCAAUAAUGAGAACUUUACUUCGGGACAUACAAACAGGCGGGGAACAAGUGUUGAUGCUCGUAGGUUGGAAAGACUUUUUCAGACGUUCUCGUAUGAAGUAGAACUCCACAAGGAUCGUAAUGCCAAAGAAAUUACUGACAUCUUGAAGGCAAUAUCUGUCCGGGAUCAUUGGCGCUAUGACUGCUUCAUCUGCUGUGUGUUGUCUCAUGGUUCCAUGGGCCGCGUGUUUGGAGUGGAUGGGAUGGAUGUGGCAAUAUCCAGCCUGUUGGAACUGUUCUUUGACAGUAAAUGUCCCUCCCUGGCCGAGAAACCGAAGCUCUUCUUCUUCCAGGCAUGUCAAGGGGAUGCUUCCCAGCAAGGACUAGAAAUGGAUAUUCCUGCUAUGGAUGUCAAGUCUGAUGUCCUAAUUGAUGACAAGCAGCCAUCAGCUGUGGACCUUGAGGCCAAUAUGUUGCUAGGAUACGCUACGCCCCCUGGCUACAAGUCCUAUCGGAGUGAGGACGAGGGGUCUUGGUAUAUCCAGGCUCUUGUUGACAGACUGAAAGGAAGUGCAGAAAGAGAAAACAUUUUGGAUAUUUUGACCCAAGUUAACAAUGACGUCUCCAAGAAGCAUGGCUAUGCGCGAGAUGGAAGUGGCUAUGUGACACAAAUCCCUUGUCCUGUUUUCACUCUCAAGAAGAAACUUUUCCUUGAUUUUGACACGAAGUUAAACCACCACCUACAGUACUGAAGUCGAUGCCAACAUGUGAUAUUUGUAAAUAGCAUCUGAAUAAACCAAUUAUACUUUCA